AUGGAGCUGCGAGGGAUCCAAGAAACAGAGGUUCAGAGCCCUGCCGAUCAGGCGCCACAUGCGUUUGAUGGAAUCAGCGCCAAAAGCUCCAAGGCCAAGAUUGCUGCUGCAAAUGCUGUCCAGUUUCUUGCAGGAAUGAAUGGCAAUGGCCGGCUUGCUGGAGCCUUUACCAAUGUCCACAUCAGCGCUCGUCUCGGAAUCGGUGGCACUCUUGUCGUCGGUUCAAUCAGUCAGAUAUUGGCUUAUGCAUUAGUGCUUUGGAAACCACCAUUUCCGCUCUUUGCCUGCUCCUUCUUCUUUUCUGGUCUCGGCGUUGCGUAUCAAGACGCUCAGUCCAAUGCCUUUGUCGCCAAUCUGGACAAUGCAUAUCGAUGGCUGGGCAUACUUCAUGCCAUAUUUGGCGUUGGAGCUCUUGUAAGCCCCUUGGCUGCGACUGCGAUUGCUUCAAGAACACCACACUGGCACUAUUAUUUUAUAAUUCUCCUUGGCCUUGCCAGUGCCAAUCUGGUCGUGAUUAUCUGGGCGUUUUGGCCCAGUCUCUUGAAAGUGCAACCUUCAAAGUCAACGGAUAGUCCUAGCAAGGAGCUGUGGACAGCAUUGACGCAACGACCUGUGUGGGUAUUGAGCGGGUUCUUCUUCCUCUACGUUGGUGCUGAGAUCACUGCUGGAGGAUAUGUCGUCGAGUUCUUGAUAUCAGUCCGAAAUGGCGAGCCGAGCUCCGUUGGCUACGUUGCAUCCGGAUUUUGGGGAGGUCUGGCGCUGGGACGUGUAGUUUUGGCGGACAUAACCAACAUACUCGGGGAACGACGCAUGAUAUUUGUCUACAUUGCCAUCGCCAUCGCGCUGCAGCUGCUGUUCUGGCUGGUGCCAAAUAUCAUUGCGAGUGCCGUCGUCGUCAGUUUGUUGGGAUUCAUCAUUGCGCCAUUCUUUCCCGUUGGUAUCUCGGUAUUGAUCAAGUUACUUCCAAAGGAAUUACACGUCGCAGCAGUUGGUUUGACUGCCACUAUUGGCCAGGCAGGUUCCGCUGCCUUCCCCUUCAUGACCGGGGCGAUUGCUUCUGCAAAGGGUGUUGGCGUUUUACAGCCGAUUAUGAUUGCACUGCUCGGAGGAAUGUGUGUUCUCUGGUUCCUGAUGCCUCGGGUUUCAGAACACCCAGAGUGA
This is a messenger RNA of Pestalotiopsis fici W106-1, 1161 nucleotides long. RefSeq lists its product as uncharacterized. The record is from RefSeq and is a predicted model, not a curated record. The transcript is spliced from 4 exons. Gene Ontology annotation, cellular component: membrane. Gene Ontology annotation, molecular function: transmembrane transporter activity. The coding region runs from base 1 to 1161 and encodes 386 amino acids. NCBI's taxonomy places the organism in Eukaryota, Fungi, Ascomycota, Sordariomycetes, Amphisphaeriales, Sporocadaceae. Gene Ontology annotation, biological process: transmembrane transport.